Messenger RNA from Eruca vesicaria subsp. sativa (arugula), 639 nucleotides. The record is from the annotation of a GenBank genome assembly. NCBI's taxonomy places the organism in Eukaryota, Viridiplantae, Streptophyta, Magnoliopsida, Brassicales, Brassicaceae.
AUGCGCACUGCGAAACUGGAUGAUGGAGAUGAUGUCAUAGCUCCUAACAAGAGUGUAAGUGCCAACCUCAAGGAAGAGAUAAUAAGGCUCCAUUCACAAGGAAGCACAAUAGCAAAUCUAGAGGAGGAACUUGAUAAGAUGGUGAUGUCACUUCCAAGCAACAUCAAUGGUGGAGAUGAAACCCCAAAGAUCAAGAAUCAUCAUCAUCAUCAUCACUCAAAGAAGAAGAAGGUUCUUCCAUUAACGCCAAGCAGCUUAUCCAGUCGCCAGAGUUUCUUGAAAUCUUCGUGCUCUCCUCUCUCAGCUUCCAAGCAAGUCUUGGACUGUGGUGCUGAGAACAAAUCUUCUCAAGAGAACUACAACAAUUCUGCAACUAAGCCACAAGGAUCUGAGAAAGAGACUCCAAUGAAAGGGGAAGGGAGCGGAGAUGUGUCGUCAAGAGAAAGCACUCCAGGUUACAAGAGAUCAAGCUCAGUGAACAUGAACCUGUAUAGAAGAGCUUUGAGAAGAGAGAGGGAGUUUUUGGCGAGAAGGAUCAACUCGAGACUGACGCCUGAGGAGAGAGAGGAGUUGUACAUGAAAUGGGACGUGCCAGUGGAAGGGAAACUGAGGAAGCUCCAGUUCGUGAACAAGCUAUAG